UGUCCGAGCAAGUGUAGAAGGGGUGAGCCUUGUCUUCACACCUUCAACAUCCACACGAUACCAGCGUCUUCUCGCCCCCUUGGAGUCUCUGUCGCCGCGCAGGCACUCUAUAACCAGCCAUCAUGAUCGGACAUCCAUCACUUGCGCCACCUCUGCCCAUCAUCUCGCACAAUGAAGCACAUGACGCGGACCCUUACGGCUUUUACGAUGCUCGCAGACACGCAAGCAGCAUGGACGACGACACCUUGGAGAUUCUCACCAAUGGCCCGGCUGAGACCGACAACUUUCUUUCGCUCGAUUUGGAGCCAGCUCGGCGAGGCCGAGCCUCUUACGAGUCAAACGCAGGUAGCAGCGCAUCUCGUCGGAGCACCAUGAUGGCGCAGCAGCAGCAGCAGCAACACCUAGGCGAUGAUCUCCCGGGCGCCAAGGCCCGCAAGAUCCUAGGCAUCAAGGCAGGCCUCGACUUAGGCGAUGACUUUGACGAAGACACCUGUACGAACCGCCGACGCAACUCCAGCGACACCCACAACGGCCGGAACAAAAAGCGGCUGAGCAUCGCUUCUGCAUUAGCUCGUAACCGCCCCGUUCGACCUUCAGUGCCACUGCCUAAAAGGAGCGCUGGCUUGAGCGGCAGUGGCAGUAGCGCCAUCUCGGACGACGAGGGCUUUGGCAGCGGCAGGCAGAGCCACAACUGGGCUGCACUGCGAGGUUCCGCAAACUCUAUCAGUCGACCAAGCUCACGCGAAUCGAAUCAUAGCGCGACAUCGUCCCUGACAAGCUUCUCGAAGCACUUGCGGCCUAGACACACGACGUCAGCCACCGACGACCAUGUAGCUCAACAACGCGACGCGAUGAGAAUCUCGAGCCCUGUGGCUUCGCUACCUCUUAAGAGUCCACUGUCCCCUUUGCCUCCCCCAUGCGACUGGGCUCCGCCUUCUAGUUGGCACUCGCAGAGUCCCUCCAAUCGUAGUCAGUCAUCCUUGACCUUGCCCACUACGCCAUCUUUGCCGCCGCGGUCGUCAGCAGAGGGCUUCCUCUCCCGAGGCUCCAUCGACGUCAACACACCCAUGACACCCAGCAGCACCACCAGCACAUUCGGCACCCCCAGCACGCCCGGCAGCAGCAUGAAGAAGUCCUCUGCCCGAUUUGAUGCUUACCUCAAGCGACUCCGCGUGCCACGGGGCAGUCAAUCCUCCGCCGCGACCAACGAAGGAGAAGACAGCCCGGCAAGCAUCGUCAACCACCCAAGGACGCCCACGGGGCUCGCUUCUCCCUCGUCUGUCUCGUUGCGAGAGCUCAUGCUGUGGGAGAAGAGUCUCGAGACUUCCCAAAGGAACGCACAAUGGCAGUCGAUGGUGGAGCAUCGCCCUCGCACCCAUCGCACCACUUCGUCAUCAAAUCUCUCGACGCUCUCCUCGGAGGCGGCGACGCGAGGGACGACCCUCGGCAGCAAAAGUGCUACGGCUUCUCUCUCGACGAUUAGCUUGUUUGAUGGCGAGCCGAUGCACAAUCAUGGACCAUCCUCAGCGUGGAAUGACAGCAGUAGCGAUGUGAUGGUAGACAUGAGAGCAAGCGGUGAAGAAGAGCGACUAGAGGCGCCAUAUCCGUUCUGCGCUACAAUUCCCUACCCGCUGCACCCACAGCCACGGCAUGAAGGUGACGAGGCAGUGGAAUUCCUCGAGGGAGAUGAAAGCGUGGACCAGCAGGGAGGCGAGGCUCUCGCGGAAGAGAGGCCGCCCCUCGUUACGGCCAAGUCGAUGCCUGUUGGACUUGGUAUCCAUGACAACGGCAACCGAAAAGAGGAGUGCACACAGCACCCUUUCAAGUCUUGGGAUUCGGCGAUAACGCAACGCGGGAGAGGCCUGAGCGAUGAUGUGACUUUGUCAGGCAACGGCAGAGGUCUGUCAAAGGAGAAGAAAGAGACUUCUAGGACGACACCAGCGCUGCUCUUGUCGCCGACAAAGGGAGCGAGCUCUCGACGGAACUGGCCAGGCGGCUCCGCACGGGCGCUACCGCAGGCACCGCUACUUCAUCAUCAUUUCCUGCCUUUGCCUGCCAUCCCUGACCAGACAACAGCUGCAUCUGUCGCCUCGGUACAGAAGCCUAGCGCCUUGACGCAGGUCCAGCAACAAAGACGGCAUCCUUCCGACCAUCAAUGUGCUCGCAACCUCAGCAUCGACUUUACCAGCGAAAGCGGUAGCGCCUCACUCUUCGAUUCAGCAGCUGAGGCGCUACUCCUUGAGCUUGAGGACGAGAUUCGGACAGCAUCUGCCUCCGUACCCCAAGACAGCGAUGGGAGCGGGGAUGACGACCACCUCGGCGGCGAGUACGAGGACGAGUGGCUCGCAGCACAGCGUAGGCCGAGCGCGCUUGAGAUGCAGGUGCAGUGGCCGAAGCGCCCCUCUAUUACAAUCAGUGACGUCGGAGUGAGGGGAGGUAGUAGCAACAAAGUGAAUGCCUCGACCCUCGCUGCCUGGAAGUCCGCCUCCCCUUCGUCCUCAAGGUCGUCUGUAGCGGAUACGGCGGCGACGACGACGACGACGACGGCGACUGCUACGACGGAGGAUGGGCUGCUGAUUAUUCUGCCGCCCUCGUCGAGCUAUACUGACGUAAAGGCAGUGGCGAGUGCGAGUGCUCGAGAAGUUGGUGAGGCAACACUGCAUGGCCAGGAGAGGGUGCCUGCCCUAGACGAAGAGCAGGGGGCGACGUUUUGGUGAAGAGGAGGGGGCGGGCGGGAAGCGCAAUUCUGUCAAUGGUACCUGCUAUCGUGCUGUCCUCUAUACCUGUUUUCUGUAUUUCUUCAUACCCUACAUCGUUGUCUCCCAUCUGCAAUGUAAACAAACGUCCUUUGCUUAAGAUGCAAGUGAUGAUGAGGAGAGAGCGAUAUUGGCUCAAGGCCUGUGCGUUGUGACGACGGGGAGCCACGCUUGGAGCUGGACUCGGUUCGAGCGGCAAGCGGCAAGCGGCGGCAGGCGGCAGGCUGUGCGAGAUGUGGAUGGGCUCAGCUGGAGGAACCCCUUGUCGUCCGACCA
Messenger RNA from Jaminaea rosea, 3032 nucleotides. RefSeq lists its product as hypothetical. NCBI's taxonomy places the organism in Eukaryota, Fungi, Basidiomycota, Exobasidiomycetes, Microstromatales. The transcript has a single exon. The record is from RefSeq and is a predicted model, not a curated record. The coding region runs from base 123 to 2717 and encodes 864 amino acids.